AUAGCCCGUCAAUGAAGAUGGAGAGAGACGAAGAAAACAGAGAGGGAAUUUACGGCAGAACGACGCUGCUGACCGCGGUAAACGUCCAGGCGAGGAGCUUGUGCCUGAUUCACAGAGUUUAGGAGAUGCUUCUGAGCUGCAACUUUGUUAGUCCAACCGUCGUUCGAGAUGGUCCGACGGUCGCGCAAUGCUGGCGGCGAGAGCCGUCGGUCGCCGCGCCAAUUCGGCCGUCUGAGUCGGUCCUAGCGGCCUUGCGGUGCUCCCGGGCGGGCCAUGAGGCGGUUGGUUUAUGCGCACCGGAGACCACGGAGGGCGGUGGAAAGGGAUUUGCAGAGAGGCUGAGGCUGGGGCGGCUGGAAGAGGACGGGCUUUCGUAUAAGGAGAACUUCAUUGUUCGAUGCUAUGAGGUUGGGAUUAAUAAGACGGCAACUGUUGAAACCAUUGCAAAUCUCCUCCAGGAAGUUGGUUGCAACCAUGCACAGAGUGUUGGAUUUUCUACAGACGGUUUUGCCACGACGACCACUAUGAGAGAACUUCGCCUUAUAUGGGUCACUUCUCGCAUGCACAUUGAAAUAUACAAGUAUCCUGCAUGGGGUGAUGUUGUCGAGAUUGAAACUUGGUGCCAGGGAGAAGGAAAAAUUGGCACUAGGCGUGAUUGGAUUCUCAAAGAUUUGACCACUGGUUUAGUUAUUGGCAGAGCGACAAGCAAAUGGGUCAUGAUGAAUCAAGACACUAGGAAACUUCAGCGAGUAAGUGAUGAAGUGAAGGAGGAGUAUCUUGUUUUCUGUCCGCGAACUCCCAGGUAAGAUUUGUUUGACUUUAUUUUUUUCAUUUUGUC
This is a messenger RNA of Dendrobium catenatum, 838 nucleotides long. Its product is annotated as oleoyl-acyl carrier protein thioesterase 1, chloroplastic. NCBI's taxonomy places the organism in Eukaryota, Viridiplantae, Streptophyta, Magnoliopsida, Asparagales, Orchidaceae. Gene Ontology annotation, biological process: fatty acid biosynthetic process. The transcript is spliced from 4 exons. The record is from RefSeq and is a predicted model, not a curated record. Bases 126 to 806 code for a protein of 226 amino acids. Gene Ontology annotation, molecular function: fatty acyl-[ACP] hydrolase activity; acyl carrier activity.